This is a messenger RNA of Drosophila suzukii, 3451 nucleotides long. RefSeq names its product Carbonic anhydrase-related protein A (gene CARPA). Lineage: Eukaryota; Metazoa; Arthropoda; Insecta; Diptera; Drosophilidae. Gene Ontology annotation, molecular function: carbonate dehydratase activity; zinc ion binding. The record is from RefSeq and is a predicted model, not a curated record.
CACCAGCAAAGAAAAAAAAAAAAGAAAUCCCAGGAGCCAGAGUCCUGCUGCAGUUGCAGAUCCACAGAUAGUCCCAUCCAAUCCAAUAGUCCAGCCACAUAGAAAUGCCGUCGCCAGGACACCACACAUCAUUCUGCUGCUCCACGGCAGGAUUUAUCGCUUGCUCAGCAAUCGUUCUGCUGUGCAGUUCCGAGGUCCUGUCCAGUUGGGAGGAGUGGUGGACAUACGAUGGCAUAUCCGGACCAAGCUUCUGGGGCCUUAUCAAUCCGCAGUGGAAUAUGUGCAACAAAGGACGCCGCCAGUCGCCCAUCGACGUGGUGCCCGACAAGCUGCUCUUCGAUCCCUAUUUGCGGCCCCUGCACAUCGACAAGCACAAGGUUUCCGGCACUCUGCACAACACCGGCCAGUCGCUGGUCUUCCGGGUGGACAAGGACACCAAGCAGCACGUGAACAUAUCCGGCGGACCCCUGGCCUACCGCUACCAGUUCGAGGAGAUCUACAUCCACUACGGCACGGAGAACGUCCGCGGGUCCGAGCACUUCAUCCAGGGCUACAGCUUCCCCGGCGAGAUCCAGAUCUACGGGUUCAACAAGGAGCUGUACCACAACAUGUCCGAGGCGCAGCACAAGUCGCAGGGCAUCGUCGGCCUGUCACUGAUGGUGCAAAUUGGCGAGACGCCCAAUCCGGAGCUGCGGAUCAUCACGAGCACCUUCAACAAGGUGUUGUAUCGAGGCUUCUCCACGCCCAUUCGACACAUAUCCGUGAGGUCGCUGCUGCCAAACACGGAUCACUACAUCACCUACGAGGGCUCCACGACGCAUCCGGGCUGCUGGGAGAGCACCGUCUGGAUUAUAGUUAAUAAGCCCAUCUAUAUCACCAAACAGGAGUUGUACCAACUCCGACGACUGAUGCAAGGCUCCGAGAGUACUCCAAAAGCUCCCCUAGGUAAUAAUGCGCGACCCGUGCAAAGUUUACAUCAUAGAACCGUAAGAACGAACAUAGAUUUUAAGCGCAACAAGAAUCAAUAUGCGUGCCCCUCGAUGUACAAGGAUAUGUACUAUCGGGCGAAUCGAUGGUCUCCGGACACGGGACUCUUGAUACGUUGACAACUGGGCUGGGAGUGCUGCGAAAAGCAAUUAUUAUUAUUGCUAUUAUUAUUAUGUGUGGUAAAUAAUGUUACAGCAAUUACAACUAUAAUGACAACAACUGGUUACAAAAACAUCAACAACUGAGGCUGGCAACGAAGCAUUUUGCAUUUUGCAUUUUUUAUGUCGCAUUCAAUUUUUAUAUUCAUGUUUACAACACGAACUCAGGAUUCGUUUGGCUUGCAAUUGCAAUAUUCCUACAGCAGCAGCAGCGGCAACACAGCAAUUUGUAUUAUUUAUUUCAUUAUUAUUAAUAAUACAACAACGGGACAAAUUUAGGUAACAAAUGCAUGCAAAAUGCGGAAAAAAUGCUUAUAGAGCGGGCAUAACAAUAGAGUAAAUUCCAUGCCAAACGCAAAUGCUAAAUUUAGCAAACAAAAAGCUGACACACAGAACCUAGCAAAAAUAGCAAAUAGCAAAUAGUAGCUGAAAAUUUGCGUAAAAAUUGUAUUGCAUACAUAUUUUUUUUGGGGAGGGGGGAAAGUAUUAGAACUUAAUUCAAUGAAAUUUAAAACAAUUCUUGUUUUGUCUUCGAUUUAUAUUUAUGCGUAAAACAAAGAGCACGAGUCUAUUAUAGUUUUUAUAGAUGGCUUAAAUUUUGCUAAAUUUAAGAGCGUUAAUUAAAUAAACCAGGAAUGUAGCUUAGUAAUCACCUGCUUUUCAAAAGAUACUUUUGUCGAACAGGAAAUCUGGUCGAUUUAAAGGCUUAGAUCUAAUUUAAAUAUUUUCGCUUCAAUGCAUUCUAUAAAUUCAUAAUUAUUUGUGAUUUGCCUCUUUGUUAAAACGCCGAUAGAAAAACAAUUCAGAAAAAAAUAGAAACAAUGUUAAAAGCAACAAACAAAAAAAGAUUGACAACAAAGUGAAAUAAGAGAAUUUCCGUAAACUGGAUGGGUGGACAAUAACUAACAAACAAAAUGAAACGAAAGGUAAACGAAGAGUUGGAGAAGAAAUAUAAACAAAUGGUAACAGAAAUUAACAAAAACGUAAAUAUUCAUAUAAAUAUACACAAAAGUAAAGGUAUCUAUAUAAAAUCAUAUAUAUACACACAUAUAUACACCACUCCAUCAGGGAAACCACAGAUAUCUUUGGAGAUUUGUAUUUGUAUCUUUAAGAUACAUACCAAAAUCACAGACAUCUUGGACAGAUGACAUCUUUUAAGGAGUUUAGGAAAACCUCUAGAGAUUUCUGUGGCUUCCCUGUAUAUAUAUACACACUAUAUAUAUAUGAAAAGGGACAGUAAAGUAACUAAAAUAAAACCAUAAACCGAACUACUAAGCAAUGCAGCCAGGAGUUGAACAAAAAUCGGUGCACUAUAUCCGAUGGCUAUGUAUAACUCCCACACCCUUAGAUACACCCACUCACAUACACCCAAAAGCAUCUAUAAACGUCUAUAUACUUGGCUUCGAAAACGAUGAUCUGGCUGGACAUCCCAUCCUCUGUAAGCGGCCAUCUAUAUAUAUCUAUAUAAAUCUAGUCACCAGUCAUGGAGUAUACAACUAGCUAAAUGGAAUGGGCUACAAAACGUAAUCUAACUCUAAAAGGCAUUAGAAUAAACUAACUAAAUAAUUGAUUAACUAGCCGUGUUGCUAACAAAAAAAAACCCAAGAAAAUCAAAUUCGAAUUAAUGAGUAAACCAAAAAACACGAUCUAUAUAUAUAUAUAUAUGUAACGACAUUUUUUUUUGGAAGACAAGCAGUGUUGUAAAGUGCUGUAAAGACAAGUAUUAUGGCUAAUGUAGAACCUAAGUUACUGAAUAGCAUUUAGCAGUUAGCACCACCUGAGUUUGUAUAAUAUACACACGAAUAUAUAGUAUACCAAAAAAAACAUAUAUAUAUAGAGUUAUAUAUAUCAGAUCCGUUCAAUUCCCACAUUCGCAGCUGUCGAGCGACACUUUGUGCAAUUAUUUCUUUGGGCCAACAACCAACCAACCAAAACUAACUAAGGAACAUACUAACUAGCCGACCAGUUAGGCCCCCCGAUUAUAUGUAGAGCAUUAACUAUUUGUAUAAAAGCUAUGGGGAUCGAAACGAAUUCCUCAACUCGGUAACACUUUGCUACGACUGUAAGUUACUAUUGUGUUGCCAUAUGAAAAACCAAAAAUAUUACAAAAAGGAGCAGAAACUAUAUAUAUACAUAUAUAUAUAUAUAUAUAUAAAUUAUACAAAUUCUAUAUAUAUGUAACUAUAAAUGCAAGAAUUACUAAGCAUAGAAUGGGCUAGCAGCAGUGGGGAGAGAAGGUAUUGUUUCCCGAGAAAAACAAAAUUGGAGAAUGCAAAACUAAUAAAUGAAAUGCGAAAGUAUUAUAU